Molecule: messenger RNA, 3054 nt
Organism: Lachancea lanzarotensis
Lineage: Eukaryota; Fungi; Ascomycota; Saccharomycetes; Saccharomycetales; Saccharomycetaceae
Gene: SEC8
Product: LALA0S09e03840g1_1
Exons: 1
Coding region: 1-3054 (1017 amino acids)
Biological process (GO): exocytosis; Golgi to plasma membrane transport
Cellular component (GO): exocyst
Source: RefSeq, a predicted model, not a curated record
AUGACUUCUUUAAAUGUGCCAACUCAGCGGAGACGAGCUCUGUCUGUCAACAAUGCCACGAACCGAGAGAAACAGGCGAUGAACGAUGCCUUGGACAACCUUGAAAGGGACCUAGGUCUGAUCUCUUCCACUUGGAAUCGAAUAAUUACACCGGAAACGAACCCUUUGGAAUUGGCCUUGGCUUUUCUCGAUGACACAUCUGUGGGUCUUGGACACCGUCAUGAAGAGUUCAAGCGGUGGAGCUCGCAACUAAGCAACGAUCUGCAACAAGCUGUAAACGAACACUAUCAGGCAUUCAAUGCAAACAUUGCAUCUUAUGAACAAACCGUGGAGUUUAUUAGUGAGUCGCAGAAGCUUGUUGGAGCUACUAAGGACAAUGUGGUGGACUCCACUGCCAGCUUUGGGGAAUCAGAAGAACAACUUGAAGAACUAAAUGAGAGUUCACAAAAGCUCAACAAGAUGCUGGAAAUACUGGACGCUGUAGAGCAGAUCAUAUCGCUCCCUGACUGUGUGGACGAGCUAAUAAAACAAAAAUCGUACUUACAAGCCAAAGAAGCAUUGGUAAGUGCAUUCUCUAUGGCCUCUCGAUACGAUAUAUGGAAGAUUCCAGCUCUUCAAACUACGAAACAGGUUUUAGAAUCCCAGAAACAUACGCUUUUCGAGACACUGAUCGAGGACAUAAAUGACCUCGUCUAUUCGAAGAGACUAAACGUGAGUCCGCGAUACGAAGUGAAGCCCCCUCAGCUUAAAGAUGGUGUUUAUGAUAACAUGGAGACUUUCUUGGUCAACAGUAUUGAUCUAGAUAUCGAGGAGCAAUCUCAAGCACUCAGUUCCGAGUUCAAUGGCUUUUUAGACAAGCUGAAAUUUCCUUCUUCUAAAGCUCACAACCAGGUGAAGGGACUAAGUCCUCAAGGAACUGUUCACGAAAGAAUCCUUGCAAUAUUGAGUCUACUCGAUGACAUGGAUGAGCUACAUCCUGCUCUUAUAAGUAUCUCUGGGCGGGCUAAGGAGGAGAUGCACAACAUUAUAAGUCAAGCAACCGAUACAGUGAGAUUGAAGCACCCUUCGCUCAUCAAAUUCUCAGCAUCCUUGGAAAACGAGGGCGACUUUGGAUUUCCCGGGCAGGAGGUCGUGUCGCUUUUCCUGCAAAACGUUUUCUGGGAGAUCUUUUCAAAACUUUUAUUCGCAAUUCAAGGACAUAGGGUGAUCUAUGAGGCUUCCAAGGCGUUACAGCCUUCAUCAGUAGUUGUAGAGCACUAUCACUUGAAGGAGGUAUGGAAUAAAACUCUCGAUGAAGUUCAUCAACUUCUUGUAAGCUAUACCAUGGAUCCUAAAAUUCGCGGCCUUCCGAUGAACAAAUUAUCCAAAAUUCAGUCGACACACCAACGAAUUGGCUUGAAAAAGCCACUACUAUAUUCCAUCCAAAACAAUUUGGACGAUAAAUCCUCUACCAGGGACCAUGCGAAUGAUUUGAGAGACUUACUCAAAGAAAUGUUCCCCGGAUUCUCAGCUGCAAGCAACUUGGAACUAAAAUCUAUCUAUCUCGAAGAAGAGACUUUCGAGCUCGACGAAACUCUAGUGCCUGCCAGGGUCUUCAACAUGGCAUUCAUUUUGGAGUCCCUUCUACUCUUUCUUGAAGGAAGCUCGACUGCUAUACCUCUAAAGCUCAUGAGCAACACGGAAGCGCCAAUUAACUUCUUCUCGCAUUUUAUGAAAAAUGAAUACCUUCCUCAACUAGGCCUGACAUUAACAUAUCUUUUCAAGAAAAACGUGGAAACUUUAAAUCCUUACGCCCUUGAAACCCAAGCCGAGGGGCAACCAGUUUUUAAAGCGGCAGUCGUUUUCAAAGAUCUAUAUCAUCAAGUUCUACGUUUACUCAACACAUCUUAUGGUUACAAGGACAAAGUCAUCAACGUUGUGCUUGAAUUACUAGACCGCUUUUGCUCCUACUAUCAGCGAAUAUUAGUCAAACUGCUUGGAAAUUCGGCAAAUCCUAUGCUUGACAAAAAGAUCAACAGCGUUUGGGCAGAAAAUGCAAGGUUGAAGGAUCUUACGAACAGGAUUUUUAACGGAGAAUCGACCUACGCAAAAGAAGAGAAUGCUGAACUUUUGAGGGCUUGCCCCGAAUUCUACCGAGACGGCAAGAGUUUGAAGAAGCAAGAUAUGUUCAAUACAAUCACGGUUGAGACGAUGGCUUCAUUUUUAACUACGCUCGGCGAUGUCACGGAAUGGCUUUUGCAACUGAGACAAUUGUCCAAAACUGCCGGCAUCGUUAAAACUGAAAAUGAAGAUGUGGUAGGCACUAAUGCACUGAGAAGCGAAUGGUCGCUUUUUGGAAUCUCGUUUGUCGAAAGUGUCGCUAACUAUAGAGGUUUGAAGCUUCUUUUGAACGAUGCUGCUGCUGAAAGAUUCGACAGUGCUCGUAAUAAGCUGGAAUCUAUGAAAUUCAGGUUAUGGUCUUCCUUGAGAUACGAUGUGAGGGCACGCUGCAUCUUUUACGUUACCAGGUUCUUGCGUGAGUCUUCCUGGUGUCCAGAAACCGCAGGUGUUGAUUUGAACGCUAGUAUUUCUGCACUCACUGCCGAACUCACGACCAUGGAGAACCGUCUACGCGAAUUGAUCACGCCAGAACAGAAAACCCUGAUUUUUGAAGGUAUUUACGAGACUUUGAAUGAUAUUCUGAUCAAAGGAGCGCGUGGACUGGUAGCAUUAAAUCACAAUGGCGUCAAGAAGAUGUCCAAAAACAUCAACAUAUUGCAGCACGCUUGUCGAAGCAUUUUUUCGUCACCGGAAAAUGUCAGUAUGGCUCCAGCGCUCGAAUAUUUUGCUCUGUGUGCUUCUUCUGAGUCUACUGUAAUACAGCGGGCUAAUGCUGGGGAGCUACAGGAAUACUCUGUUGAAGACAUCAAGAAUAUUCUGAGACUGCAGCUAAGUGAAGAGUUACAACGUCAAACUAAGCGUCAAUCGGGCAUGACAAGAGCACCUUCGAUUUCAGCAAACAAACGUCUAUCGGAUGCUUUCAGUCGGCUACAAUUGGCGAAAAGACACGAAUGA